Emericellopsis cladophorae is the source of this 432-nucleotide messenger RNA. Its product is annotated as fungal specific transcription factor. The transcript has 2 exons. The record is from RefSeq and is a predicted model, not a curated record. Lineage: Eukaryota; Fungi; Ascomycota; Sordariomycetes; Hypocreales; Bionectriaceae. The coding region runs from base 1 to 432 and encodes 143 amino acids.
AUGUCGUACAAGUCCGAAUACCCUUCCGGCGUCCACGUCGACCCCGAGAUCAAGUCCUUUUUCGAGAACUUCUACGCCAUCUCAGACACGCCCGGCGACCACGACAAGUACGUGGACCAGUUCGCGCCUGACGCGACCUUUGUCCUUGCCUCGAACAAGUCCACCGGCCAUGAGCAGAUCAAGCAGAUGAGACUCGGCAUGUGGGCCAAUGUGACGUCUCGCAAGCAUACUAUCCCCAAGAUCGCACCGCUCAACGACAGCGAGUUCCUUCUUUACGGGACAGUGGCGUUUGAGCUCAAGUCGGGCGACAAGGCCGCUCUGGACUGGGCGGGUCGGGCGGAGAUAGAGAGGAUCAGCGAUGAUGGCAAGUGGCGAUUCAAGUUCUACCAGGUAUAUCUCGACACGGGUGCCUUGAAUGCAUACAGGAAGUAG